Messenger RNA from Cloeon dipterum, 2149 nucleotides. Its product is annotated as receptor-type tyrosine-protein phosphatase T-like. Bases 1 to 1911 code for a protein of 636 amino acids. The record is from RefSeq and is a predicted model, not a curated record. Gene Ontology annotation, molecular function: protein tyrosine phosphatase activity. The transcript has 14 exons. NCBI's taxonomy places the organism in Eukaryota, Metazoa, Arthropoda, Insecta, Ephemeroptera, Baetidae. Gene Ontology annotation, biological process: protein dephosphorylation.
AUGGAGUGGAUUGAGCAGAGAAUUACUUCAACAUCAUUCACACUGAAAAAGGGUUUGAAAGUCAAGCUGGUGGCUCACUUUGCAGAUCUCGUCCUUGGAGGGAUUAAAUUCUGCAAAGAAGAUGAUGCAUUUAUUGUGGUAGAAGGAACCAAGAGCAACACGUUUUCCAUCAGCUUGAAUGUCGGCUCUGCCGCAAAAGAGGAACUGUGCCGACCAAUGUGGCUGACGGUGUUCUACAAUGACACUGUUAAAGUUUUGGACGAACCGUUGGACGAAAUCGACUUUCAGAAAUCUAAAUUCCCGCUUGGACAAACUCAGUCCUGGGAGUGCGGCUCCAAACUGGAAAAUAAGAGCAAGAAUCGUUUCGCGAAUUUUGCCGCUUACGACUCUUCCCGAGUGAAACUGGAGCUUCUUCCUGGAGAUGUUCACUCCGACUACAUCAACGCCAACUACGUGGACGGUUAUGAACGGCCAAAAGCUUAUAUUGCGGCCCAAGGACCAACGGCAGACACUCUCGAUGACUUUUGGCGAAUGGUUUGGCAGGAAAAAGUAUCGUUGAUUGUUAUGGUAACCAAUCUAGUUGAACGUGGAAAGGAAAAAUGUGAGAAAUACUGGCCCGAAGUAAACCAGGAAAAGAGACACGGCCGCGUGUCUGUUCGCACCAUUAAUGAGGAAAUCAACGCCGACUUUAUCACGAGAACUUUAUUGGUUUCACUCUAUGAUACUAACAGACUCGUUCAACAACUUCACUACACGAGUUGGCCUGACAACGGAGUGCCGCUUUAUCCACAGUCAAUGGCUAUGUUUGUCAAGAAAAUGUUUGAACACAAAGAUAAAAACCACCCGAUAUUGGUUCACUCAAGUGCUGGAGCGAAAAGAACAGGAACGGUUAUUUUGAUCGAUGCUUGCAUUCGAAUGGUUCGAUCGCACGGCCGUAUCGACAUCGUCAAUAUUUUUUCCCGAAUGCGGUCUCAGAGAGUUAAUUUAGUCGACAAUUUGACGCAAUACGAGUUUGCACAUCUGGUGCUCUUGGAGAUAAUUGCAAAUCCAACAUUUGUAAUCAGUUGCGAGCAUUUCAGUGAUGAAUACAAGAAGCUCAAGGCAAACAACAAGAAGAACCUGAAGGAGAGCUUUUCCAAACUGAAAGUGAUUUCCGAGAGAGAUUUUCAGAGGGUGGAAACGCCUGUCAAAAACGAAACAGACAAGUGCAGAAACCCAGACUUUAUUUCCUCAUCAAACGCCAUCGUUCGACUCUUUCCUUACGAAAACGUAGUGACCACGAGUUUUAUCAACGCCGUCACCGUUGACGGAUAUCAGAAAGCCAAACAAUUUAUCGCGACGCAAGUGCCGAUGAAAAACACAGUUGAAGAUUUUUGGAGGAUGAUCGACCAGAACAACGUCAAAGAAAUCGUCGUCCUCAACGAGCCGCAUAUUUCAGAAGGCGAAUAUCUUCCGUCGAAAGAACGCCGGUUUACCUUUGGAAAACUCAGAAUUAUUUUGAAUGAUUUUGAAGAUGGAAAGAAGUUCAAAACUCUGAAUGUGCAACUUAAUACGAGGGGAAUACGCAAAAAUGUGAGCGUGAAAAUGGCCUACGACUGGAAGCCCGGGAAGGUCACCCCGCCAAACACGGAAUUGCUCAUUGAGCUCUGGGAUAGUUUGAAAAUGACCAAUGAUAAAGACGUCAUCACCGUUGUUUGCCAUGACGGAGUGACGGCGUGCGGCCUUUUCCUCGGCAUUGGUUUCGUGAUCGAAAAAAUCAAGUUGGAGAACAAGGUCGACGUCGGACUGGCGGUUCGAACUCUGAGGAAAUCCAGACCAGCGUUUCUUUCCUCAGAAAUCCAGUUUGGAUUUCUGUAUGAAGCUGCCAAACACUACUUGUCCUCCUUCGCCACCUAUGGGAACUUCAAAUGAGUGAAUUAAUCUAUAAACACAACAUUUUAUUACCCUUCUUUACCUUAAUCACAUUUUUAACCCUAAACAUCAAGUAAAACUUUAGUUUUUAAGUUUAAUUAAAUAAUGAAAUGCGCAUUUAAAAAUUAAAAUUACAAAUGUAAAGCUGACUCCGAAUAUUUAGACAGUAAAAUUCAGCACUUUUAAAAAACAAGUUAAAGUCAAGGAUUCGUUAAGGAUAAAGAAAAUAAUUACGUAU